AUGAGCCUUAGUGAUGUCUGGAAUCGUUUCUUUGGAGGGACUAUUCCAGUUGACUGGACAAAAAAAGAAGCUCUUAUUUCCAAUUAUGGAAAUUUUCAUGUACAUGAAGUAUUAUACAGUUUCAUCAACUAUACUGCAAUUAACAUAUCAGGGAAUGAUAAUAAUAAACUUCUUGUUUCUAAUUCUGUUUUUGAAUCAGGUUUUGCUGAUCUUAAUAAUUAUUCUAUCGUUAGAAUCGCUCAAUAUCUUGGGGCUUGCGUCCAAUACAGAGUUUGUAGUUCAAGCAUUGCUGCUGCAAACAAAAUGAGUUUCUCGCAUUCAGCGAUAGCAGUUUCAAACUCGGAUUCAUAUAAAAAUUACAUACUCGAUUCAACAAUCAUCAAUACAGAAACAAUCUUUGGAUCGAUUUCUAGUUAUUAUGGAAAUAUUUUAUAUAAAAAUAUUAAUAUAUCACAUUCUCAUUUAACUUGGUCAGGAAUCUAUAAAAAUGGUUACGCAAAUAGCAUUAUUAGAUUUUCUAAUUUUUUAAAUAAUUCCGCAGAGGAUGGUUUUAUUUAUCAUAAUUGCAUAGGAGAUAUGUCAUACUGUAUCAUUAAUGAAAAUAAAAUCCGUGAACAUUAUAGUAUACCUGAUGCAGAAACGGGUGCUGUUUAUCAAGCAUACGAAAAUUGUCAGAUUACAAUUAGCCAUUGCAUGAUUAUAAAUAACACAGGUUAUUCUUUGUUUUUUAUUGGGCCUACUUCUAAUCUAACUGCAAAUUCUUGCUUUAUAGAUACUUCUCUUCCUUCAUAUUAUAAUACUACUAUACCUCUCAAUUCACCAGUUAUAUACACUAUUGAUUCAUUAAGCAUUCAAAACGAUAAUUUUGUUACUGCCUUAUGCUCAGCUGUACAUCCAAUUUCAUAUUUAAAUAAAGUCAUUUUAGAGAAAGUGUUAUUUGAAAAAGGAAAAGACAAAUUCAUCAGAGGCACAGUUUUUCUAGAUGAAAGAAGGAUAGAACCACUAAAUAUAAUUACUCAGAUUGAUGAUUUUCCAAUUAAUUCUGAAUACAAAGACGAUUUGAAUUCUCAAUAUUCAUUUUCAAUCAGUAUCCCCGAUGAAUUGCACAAUGGAACUCAUUCUCUUUCUGUUCGAUAUACGGACAAUGGAAUCGAACUAUCCAAUACAGUACAUGUCAACUUUGAUUUUGUCAUUUCAUUUUCCCUUGAAUUAGAUGACCCUUCGAAGAAAACUUUUAAUAAAACAAUAGACACAGUAAUUCCAGUAAGCGGGAGAGGAUAUUUUGUAAGUGAUUUCUCAUUGCAUUGCAGCGUUAAUGACAUAGAAGUUGCUUUAGAAUUAUCUAUGAAUAAAACAGAAUCAAUUUCGACCUUUUCGUUUGAUGGCAAUUGUAGUAUUAAAGAUUUUCCAUUAGAAGAAGGUCAAUACACUUUAAAAGUGUGGGUCUCAACAACAACAGGCGAAUCAAAGAUGCAAUCAAAACAAUUUAUGUUUUAUAGAAAUCAUCAUUUUCUUGAUGUAACCACCAGACCGAAAGAAAUUUAUAGAUAUAUAUUAGAUCGAAAUAUUGUAAUUUCAGGAACAGUAUCUGAUCUUGAUUGUGAUGAAAUUAUCAAUGUUACAGCAUCAAUUGAUAAUCUAACAUCAAAAAGUACUAUCAUCAAUAUUGACGAUAAGUAUGAUCAUGAAUUUAAUUUAAAUUUAGAUAUCCCUGAAAAUUUGAAGUCAGAAUUUCAUACAAUUAAUUUAACUAGCUGCGAAAAGAAUAACUAUUGUUUAAAUAAGACUUAUAUCUUCAAGUAUUUAUACAAUGAACCGGUUCUUUCCAUACUUGAAAAACCAAGUUUCCCAAUUUUUAUCAAUAAACAAAAGUUUAUUAAUUUAGUUUUAUCAUUACAAGAUAUCGACGGAAAUAGCAAUAUAAGUAUAUAUCACAAGAUAAAUAACAGUGAAAGCUACAACUUGCUUAACAAAACUAUUAGAACCUCGGAUCCUGUAAGAUUUAAUUAUGAUAUUCCAAUUAAUGAUGAUAUUUCAGUUGGAAGCUGUCAAAUUGAAAUUAUUGCAGAAGAUCAAAUCAUCUUUUCUCAAAUCUAG
Molecule: messenger RNA, 2097 nt
Organism: Trichomonas vaginalis G3
Lineage: Eukaryota; Parabasalia; Trichomonadida; Trichomonadidae
Exons: 1
Coding region: 1-2097 (698 amino acids)
Source: RefSeq, a predicted model, not a curated record